Molecule: messenger RNA, 2160 nt
Organism: Entamoeba invadens IP1
Lineage: Eukaryota; Evosea; Mastigamoebida; Endamoebidae
Exons: 2
Coding region: 1-2160 (719 amino acids)
Biological process (GO): protein deubiquitination
Cellular component (GO): nucleus; cytosol
Molecular function (GO): cysteine-type deubiquitinase activity; cysteine-type endopeptidase activity
Source: RefSeq, a predicted model, not a curated record
AUGGCAAAGGUGAAAACGAAUGACACAACGAAUAGCAAGGUCCCAUUGUAUACUAUGGACAAUGUUUCAGAGGGGAAUCCGCACAUAGUAGGGUUAAUGAAUUUGGGAAGCACAUGCUAUUUGAACUCGAUCAUGCAACAAAUGUAUGCGGAUUACUUAUUUAGGAACACAUUACUGCUAGCGGACGGCGACGGAAUGACCCCGUUUUUGUCUUCAGUCCAAACGGUCUUUCUCAAGAUGAUGAAAGAAGGGAGCGCGGUCGACCCGCGGAAAGAGGUGAAUGAGAUGCGGAACGAAAGGUAUGGAAUGAUCAACCCAUCAGUGCAACGGGACGCAGCGGAGAUGUUUUUAGAGAUCAUCGAUUCGAUCUCCGAAGAGACAUCACCGAGUGUAUUGCAUGAGACGUUGAAGGGCAUGUAUACCACCGAAAUAUUAGAUUGUAUUAAAAUGCCGAACGCGGUCAAAGAAGAACAGCGAAUAGAAGAACAUGUGAUUCUUCCUAUAGAGAUCCGAGGGCUGAAUAAAUUGGAAGACUCCUUGAAAUUAUUGAAUACCGUCGAGUGUGUCGGGGAAAAGGGAGAAAUCAAGAAACAAGUCUUCCUCCACCGCAUUCCUCACACAUUGGUCUUUCAAUUGAAGCGUUUCAGCUUUAAUACACUCACAUUCCAACAGGAAAAGAUUAACACGGUCUUCACCGGGACGUGUAAUGGGGGACACUACACGUCGUAUGUCCGCACUGGGAAUCAGUGGACACUGAUCGAUGACAAUCAAGUCAUAGAAGUGAAGAAAGAGGCUGCAGAGAACGAUUGGUUUGGGAGUAAGAACAAAAGCGCGUAUUUAUUGUUCUAUCGCAAAGUCUCUGAGAGUGUCGAGAUCCCCAUUCUCGACAUCAAAAGUCAUCUGUCGUAUGAAGAGGAGAGUUUCUCUCCCAUCGAACAAGACGACAAAAAGUCGAAAGGGAAAGGGAAGGCACCUAAAGUGAUGAUGAAGGGGAAGAAGAAGCCCAAGAGAAAAGAAUUGAAAUUUGAUGUGCAACAAGUGGGGAUCCAGCAAGUCAUUGGGGAAUAUUCUGAUAUAGUAAAUUAUAGUUCUCGACUAGUUAAACUCGAAAACGGGAAGAACCCGAGUGAACGAGUUGAGAAGAAAGAGCAGAAGGAUCUGAAGAGUGAGAAGUAUAUGAAAGAGAGUGAAGAGUACUUAGAAUAUGAGAAUGACUUAAAAGAAGUUGUAUUAUGUGAGAAGUAUUUAUUUGAGCAGAAUGUCUUCUUUGUUGCUGUUUUAGAGUAUCUCCAAAGCGGAAGUGACUUGUUUGACAUCUUUGUGGAACAAGUAAUUCGCGUCUUAAAUGCACGACAAUCAACCGAUUGUGAUGCGGUGCAUCGGAUGGUCGACAACUUAACUGUUGGUGGAUCUAAGAAGCAAAGUACUAAAGUGCCGAGUACUGUAGUCUUGAAUUUGUCGCGAUUUGUCGCGAAUUUACAUUUUACACCACAUGAAGUGUUAAAUAGGUAUUUGUGUGUUCUCAUCGACUUCUUAAGUGGAUUGGAAUUGUCGAAUGAGCAGUCCUAUUUGUCCGAGUCGUUAUAUGGAAGUGCUGUAAAGAUCAUCACGGAGUUAAAGAAGUGCGACGCGGAAGUCCCUUCAGACGUUGUAAUGAAGUAUUAUAAGAGUCUGAAAACGACUCAUUUCAUACAAGAAAGUACUGGAGAUAUCUCGCAAUAUAUUAAUAUAGUAUAUUUACUAUAUACUUUAUUUGAUGUUGAUGACGUCAGAGGUGUGCUCUAUCCCGUCUCUUUAAUUAAUAUCUUUAAGACGGGAGGAUUCGCUAAAAUGCAAAGCGCAGUCGAUUAUACACUAGUUAAGGCCUUUUUAAGAAAAGUCUAUGAAAAGCUCCCAACAAGUUUAUUAAAGGCUCAAGUCUUAUUAAAAGUCUUCGGCGGUAUCGAUAAGAUGUACGCGCCGGAAGAUGAAAUAGAAAAGUCACCCCUCUAUGAAGUCCUCAUCGAUUUGAUUAAACAACAGAACUCGGAAAAUGCAACGUUUUUCGCAAAUAGGCUUGAAGAACACCAAAAUGAAAAUGUAAUCACUAACGAAGUCCUCUACAUGAUUGUCGUCGAUUGCGCAGAAAAUCAUCUCAAGCUCUCACUCGCUCAAAAUUAA